Molecule: messenger RNA, 1467 nt
Organism: Fomitiporia mediterranea MF3/22
Lineage: Eukaryota; Fungi; Basidiomycota; Agaricomycetes; Hymenochaetales; Hymenochaetaceae
Exons: 11
Source: RefSeq, a predicted model, not a curated record
CUGCUUUCAGUAAUAUUAAUCAUCUGUUAAACAAGAUAGAUGCUUGAUAAGAAGUAGGUAACAUUGUAUGAAGAUGUCUGCAAGGAUUUCUUUCGUCUAGUGUAAUCCUUGUCGUUUCUAGGUAUCUUUUCCCCAUAUAGAUAUGUUUCUUCAGAAUGUGCUGUGUACCUAUCAAGAUAAUCUUUUCAUCGGCAAUGCCCUUAUGAGAUCUGUGAUCAUCUGUCUCACAGCUAUGCUCACCUCAGUCUUCGUAGCUUUUUGCUCAAAUUUGUAGACCAUACUGUCUCUUGGUACUCACAAGAGCUCUAUAACAGUUUAACCACUCUUGAAAAAGCUAACAAUGUGAUUAUAGAUUUGAGUAGUACAAUGACAAAGGUGAUCAGCUUGACAAUUGGACCCUAGAUCUGGUAGGAUACAGUAGCUGCACAGUAGCUUGAAAUGGGAUAGUCACAGUCUCCUGCACAUUCACCGAACAGUACCUUCAAGUGCUUCCUAUACACUGUACUACAGGAUGAGUGAAGAUACAACAAAUAGUGGAAAGCGGAAGCAACGGGACGAAGUUGACUCGGGCAACAUCGUUAACGACAAACGGCAGCGUGUCCAGUCAGCAAAGCUCCGCGAGAAUGCUGAUACAUUGAAGAAACCUCAAGCAAGGAAGAGUAAGGACCUGGGUGCUGCUAGUCACCCAGUCCUGAUAGAGAGUACGGAUGACGAGGAUACAUCUGUUCAGGAGAUGGAUUCUGAGUCCGAUAAAAGCGAGGAUGAAGAAGAAUCUCUUCCGCGACUAGGUACACCGAAGAAAACAGUACAGGCAAAGAGACGUCCUCUUGCGAAUACGAAAAGCACAUCAACAGUAGUCUCUCAGCAGAAAAAUGACGAGUCUUCAGUUGCUGUUAAUGAUGAAGAUGACCAAAGUAAAGCUAAAGUGUCGAACUGUAUCAUGUUGUUCUAUAAACAAGUCCCUUGUGAUGCUAAUGGCUAUGCUGAGGAUGGAACCAAGUAUUUCCAGUGCUGCCAUCCUCAUACUAAUGGACUCUCUAAGAUUCUGAAGAUAACGCAAGCAAUGCGUGGAAGCAAGACCGGUCUCAGGCAGCAUCUAGAAAGCCAUGGUGACAUGUUUUCAUUCUACAAUUUCCUCAGAGUAGUAACAGCUUCGCGCUUGCCUACUUCUGAAGAGAUAGACAUUGCGAAUCGAACAACAGUACUCACUCGAGAGGAGCUCAGGGAGAUUGUCAAGGACUUACCUGAUGCUAAUAAUAUUGUAGAGAUGUUUCAAAAGCAAGAGAACAAGAAAAUGGUACCCUGGGAGCAUGCAACCUUCAAGCGAUUCCUUGUGGAAUGGGUUGUUAAGACUGAUCAACCAUUUACUGCCACAGAGGAUCCUACCUUCCAAAGGCUUUUGCAAUACAUUCACCGGGCUGGAAAUCUUUCUAUUCCAUCGAGUGACACAGUGAAGCGUAACAUUCA